This is a messenger RNA of Scaptodrosophila lebanonensis, 468 nucleotides long. RefSeq lists its product as uncharacterized. The transcript has a single exon. Bases 1 to 468 code for a protein of 155 amino acids. Lineage: Eukaryota; Metazoa; Arthropoda; Insecta; Diptera; Drosophilidae. The record is from RefSeq and is a predicted model, not a curated record.
AUGAACACAGAAUGCAAACAUCCCACGGACAUGUGGGGCGAUCCGAAUCCCAACAUAUUCUACGUUUGCAAUGCGGCCGACCAAACGCCAUUGCAACUACACUGCCCGGAGGGACGUGGAUUUUUCGAUGGCCUCGGCUUUAAGGGCUGUCUGCCAUACGCGCAUUGGCCUGCCUGCAGGCCCACGGCGGCCCAAGCGGCCGCACUGCUGGAGGUCGGCUGUGACAGCCCCAAUCGCAGCCCCAGCUCCAGCGCCGACAACGAUGGCGUUGAUGAUGACGAUGCACACUUGCAACAGCCUUGGGCCACGUUGGAUCCCAAUAAAUUCUACAUGUGUCCGGGCAUUGCGGCCACACCAUUGCUGCUCAACUGUGCCGGGGGCAAGGGUUUCGUGCAAACGUCGGAUAUUGUGGGCUGUGCCGAUUGGCUGCUCUGGCGCCAACACAUGCAGUGCGAGAAAUACUAUUAA